AUCAGUUUUAUUGUUGUUUUUAUGUUAGAAUUCCUUACAAAGUCUUACAACACCAAGAGCUCUCCCAAAACACAGAGAGAUAGAGAGAGAGAUUCUGGAAAGGUCGAUCUUUUGUUAGGGUUUCUGUGUAUGAAAGUAGUCAGAAAAAGCUCAAUACUUGUUGGUCUUGUUCACUGUUUUCGGCCACCUUUGCUGUGAAAAACAGAUUUGACUGUGAAACAGCGACAAUAUGGAGUUGUGUUCCAUCUGAUCUUCUGUUUGCGAAAUGGUGGGGGAUUCAUGUUUUGUCUAAGCAGCUACUUUCUAUAUGUUUGAUAUAUAGUGUGACCAGGGUUCAGAAAUUUUUGUAUUGUUUGUCUCUCCCUGUGGGUCUAGAAUUUGGUAUAAUAAAAGGAAAAUUAGUUAAAAUAUGGGUUACAUAUGUGACUUCUGCGGGGAGCAAAGAUCCAUGGUGUAUUGUAGGUCGGAUUUGGCUUCCUUAUGUUUGUCCUGUGACCGCAAUGUCCAUUCUGCAAAUGCCCUUUCACGACGCCAUUCCAGGACCCUCCUGUGUGAAAGAUGCAAUUCACAACCUGCAUUUCUUAGAUGUGUCGAAGAGAGAAUAUCCCUUUGUCAGGAUUGCGAUUGGAUGGGGCAUGGCGGUUCUUCCUUGGGUUCCACGCAUAAGAGACUAGCAGUUAAUUGUUAUUCCGGCUGCCCUUCGUCGGCAGAACUUUCUACCAUCUGGUCAUUUCUCUUGGAUAUCCCCAAUUUGGGUGACUCUAGUUUUGAGGAGGGAUUGGGUUCAAUGAGCAUCAGUGAUAAAAGUAUAAGGAAAUGCCAGGGCCCUCCAGAAAAUAACAAUUCACAAGAUGCCUGUGUCCUUGUUGAAGUGAGUGAUAUAAAUAACAUGGAUAAGUCAGGCGUCUUGAUGGGCUCCUCUUCAAUGUCUCAACCUGAUACCAAGCCACACGAUGUAGACCAACCAGCUGGAUCAGCAAUUGCAACAUCACCCAAGAUAUGCAAUACUGGAUCAAAAGCACCUGGACUAUGUGAAAAUGAUGCUUUUUAUGGGGACCUUGAUAUGGAUGAAGUUGACUUGAAUAUUGAGAAUUAUGAAGAACUCUUUGGUGUAGCAUUCGAUAAUACAGAACAGCUUUUUGAAAAUGGCGGGAUUGAUAGCUUGUUUGGUAUGAAGGACCUGCCUGGUGCUGAUUCCAACUGUCAGGGUGCAUGUAUAGCCGAGGGGUCGUCAACUAGACUGGUUAAUGCAUUGCAGCCAGUUUGCAGCAAGGCAACAUCUGCUGAUUCGAUGAUGAGCUCUAAAACUGAACCAAAUCUUUGUUUUACAAGGCAAGCCCAUUCCAGCUUCUCUUUUUCUGGCCUUACUGGAGAAAGUAGUGCUGGAGAUUAUCAAGACUGUGGGGCUUCUUCAGUGCUUCUAAUGGGAGAGCCUCCAUGGUGUCCGCCUUGCCCCGAAAAUCACUCUUCAGCUAGCAGGAAUAGUGCUGUCAUGCGCUACAAGGAAAAGAAGAAGGCACGCAAAUUUGAGAAGAAAGUAAGGUAUGCCUCUCGCAAAGCAAGGGCUGAUGUAAGAAGGCGUGUGAAGGGACGCUUCGUUAAGGCUGGUGAUGCAUAUGAUUAUGACCCAUUGAACCAAACCAGAAGCUGCUGAGACGAAGUACAAUUUUUUACCAUACUCGGCUUUGAUUGUCUUCAGUAGUACAUGGAGGUGGGCACAGAGAAAGCUGUUUUCAUUGCUUCACCAAUGAAAUCCAAGACAGGAAGUCCGAUCCACUAUCACCAAAAAAGAACAGAUGAUGAUAAUGUGUAAAUCUGUUCAUUACAAGCAAGAGUCUAUAAUUCCGUUUCUGUUUCUGAAGGAAUAUGCUCAACCUUCAUUCUCGAGGAAAGAACAUCGGCCUUCUCCAGUCAUACAUGUGCUGCUUGUUCAUUCUGCCAAAGUGUUUCUCUUCCAUUUUUGGGUGGCCUAGGAUGACAGGUACUCAAAUUCAGUCGCCAGGUUAGAUGUGAAACUACUUGUAACAAUCCAAUCAUUUUUCAUGUGAGAUGUAUAGCACAGAAUCAGUAUUAUGAAGUUCAGAGAGCAGAUGGGUGCCGAGAUGGGGCUCCCAGAAAUGACAAAAACUUGAUAUUAUUUCUUUCUUUCUCAGUGACUUGUAGCAUUUAACUAUUGUAUGUGCAGUUGAGAGGAACAUUAAUCUGUAAUAAUCCUCUAGGAGAUCCAUUCUGUAUCUCAACUUAUUUCCUCAUUUCGGAUCGUUAACGGUAGCAAUUAAAUCUUGAAAAUGAUGGGACAAAAUUAGUUUACCUGUUAUUGCUUGGUUAUUGUCAAAGGCUGUGAUGCCUAUGUUUGGGGAUUGGGGUGUCACUUCCAGUUCUGUAAUUGCUGAUUUUCUAGUUACAUUA
Messenger RNA from Cornus florida, 2409 nucleotides. RefSeq names its product zinc finger protein CONSTANS-LIKE 9-like. The record is from RefSeq and is a predicted model, not a curated record. Gene Ontology annotation, molecular function: zinc ion binding; protein binding. Bases 410 to 1654 code for a protein of 414 amino acids. NCBI's taxonomy places the organism in Eukaryota, Viridiplantae, Streptophyta, Magnoliopsida, Cornales, Cornaceae. The transcript has 6 exons.